This is a messenger RNA of Brassica oleracea var. oleracea, 1052 nucleotides long. Its product is annotated as bidirectional sugar transporter SWEET14. The transcript has 6 exons. Gene Ontology annotation, biological process: carbohydrate transport. Gene Ontology annotation, molecular function: sugar transmembrane transporter activity. Gene Ontology annotation, cellular component: membrane. Bases 106 to 927 code for a protein of 273 amino acids. Lineage: Eukaryota; Viridiplantae; Streptophyta; Magnoliopsida; Brassicales; Brassicaceae. The record is from RefSeq and is a predicted model, not a curated record.
CUCAACUAGAGCUAACAAGAGUUUGAAGACCUCCUCUUGUUACCUUGUUCAUUUUCUUCGAUAAUCUUAUUCAGAAGUAGAAAGCUCAUUUACAAAACAAUCAAAAUGGCUCUAAACGUAUUGGCCUUUACAUUUGGAAUCAUGGGCAACAUCAUAUCAUUUAUCGUUUUCUUGGCGCCAGUGCCAACGUUUGUUAGGAUCUGCAAGAAAAAAUCUAUAGAAGGCUUUCAAUCACUUCCGUAUGUGUCAGCGCUCUUUAGCGCGAUGCUAUGGAUUUACUACGCUCUGCAGAAAGAUGGAUCAGGCUUCCUUCUGAUUACCAUAAAUGCCGUUGGAUGCUUCAUCGAAACCAUCUACAUCAUCCUCUUCAUAACCUAUGCUAACAAGAAAGCUAGAAUAUCAACUUUGAAGGUUCUUGGACUCUUGAAUUUCUUGGGUUUUGCCGCUAUUAUUCUUGUCUGUGAGCUCUUGACCAAAAAGUCGAACCGUGAGAAAGUCCUUGGAGGGAUUUGCGUCGGAUUUUCGGUUUGCGUCUUUGCAGCACCUUUGAGCAUCAUGAGAGUGGUGAUACGAACAAAGAGUGUCGAGUUUAUGCCCUUCUCUCUAUCAUUGUUUCUUACACUCAGCGCCAUUACGUGGCUCUUCUACGGUCUUGCUAUCAAAGACUUCUACGUUGCGCUUCCAAAUAUAUUGGGUGCAUUUCUCGGAGCAGUUCAAAUGAUUCUCUACAUCAUAUUCAAGUACUACAAGGCUCCAAAAGUUGAUGACACAGAGAAACCCAAAACGGUGCAGGAUCACUCCAUUGACAUGGUCAAGCUCGCAUCAACAACCCCAGUUUCCGGUGAUAUGACGGUUUAUCCUCAAACUCAUGCGGGUGAUCUAGAGGGUCAGAUGGAAAAGAAAGUGACAAACCAAAUCCAAACUUAAGUAGCCUUUCUAUAUUAUUGAUUUUAUCAAUGUUGUAACUGUUGAGUUGUGUUUCACUAUAGAUUGUAUUUUGUCUUCUUGUAUUUUUCUUUUACCAUGUUAUUUCGAAACAUCUCGAAAUUGUA